Molecule: messenger RNA, 2205 nt
Organism: Brassica napus (rape)
Lineage: Eukaryota; Viridiplantae; Streptophyta; Magnoliopsida; Brassicales; Brassicaceae
Product: ATP-dependent DNA helicase pif1-like
Exons: 1
Coding region: 43-948 (301 amino acids)
Source: RefSeq, a predicted model, not a curated record
UAUCUUUGGCCAUUUGCACAGGUUCACAGUUUAUCCAUCAACAUGAGACUGAGAGAAGCUGACAAAGAAUUCGCCAAGUGGAUACUCGAAGUAGGUAACGGAACUGCGGCUACUGUUGAAACAGAGGGACGAAGCCCAGAAGAGGAUGAGCAGGUUAUAAUAAGUGAUGAAUUCAUGAUUCCCAGGUCGGAUCAGCCUCAUCAGUCUAUAUCAGAUGCUGCCUACCCCAACUUUGUUAACAACUACUUAAACCGUACUUACUUAACAGAGAGAGCAAUCCUAGCCCCAACUAACGCCAGUGCCCAAGAGAUUAACUCUUACCUGCUGUCUAAGGUACCUUCUUCAGAGAAAGAAUAUUUAAGCUCAGACAGUGUUGCUUUCGAGAGCACACCACAAGAAGAUGACUGGACAAAUAACUACACUCAAGAGGACUUAAACUCACUUAAGUUUUCAGGAUUGCCAGCACAUAAACUCAGUCUUAAGAUUGGAGCUCCGGUGAUGAUGUUGCGCAAUAUAAACCAGCGUAAUGGGCUCUGCAAUGGAACAAGAAUGAUGAUUUCACGUAUGGGACACAGAGUACUUGAGGCCGAGAUAUUAACAGGAACUCAUGUAGGAGAUAGAGUCUUGAUCCCAAGGAUUCAAUUGUCCCCAACCGACACUAUGCAUCCGUUCACUUUCCGUAGAAGGCAAUUCCCAAUAAGAUUGUGUUAUGCGAUGACAAUAAAUAAGAGCCAAGGUCAGAGUUUAAAUCAGGUUGCUCUCUAUCUCCCAAGACCAGUUUUUAGUCACGGCCAGUUGUACGUAGCUCUCUCGCGAGUAACUACUCCAGAGGGCCUCAAGGUACUAGAUGAUACAGAAGGUGGAACAAGGAAAGAUGCUGUCACUAACAUCGUUUAUAGAGAAAUUUUCAGUAACCUUAGAGCAAGUAGGCUUACAUCUCUAUCCUAAUUCGCGUACUCCAACCGACAAUUUCGUAUAUAACAUCUUACCCUUCCUACAUUUGUUACAGGUAACAACUACGGAGAGCAUCCCAGAUCUCAGCAUUGAAAACCAACGCAUUGAAGGUGUUCAAAGAUACAGACACCAUAGAUAUGCAACGUUAGUUGUGUCCGGUUUGUAACUCCAGCAAAGACAGGAACUGACGGUCUUCAUAAGAUGGUGAUCAAAUAUUUAUGCUGCUGUGAUUUCCAAAUUUACAGACGAUUGAUUUAGUUUCAGACUCGAGCUUUCUAAAUACCAGAUGUUUCUAACUUUUUAAGCAACCAGUUUGUCUUUCGACCAAAUGUCUUAAAGUAACAUAUAACUAUUAAAGACAAAUUCCUUUACAUCUCUUACAAACUAAAAUGUAAUUUAAUUCAAGGUUGACUAGACCAAACAAUACUAGAGUUUCGUGAGAUCUAAUACUAUAUAAUAGCGUCCUCACACACGUUUAUAUGAAACCCUCAUAGCUUCCUUCGGUUUCACGUUUCUUUAAGAAGUUUCAAAUUAACAUCCGAAAAGACCUAUAGUUUGUGCCACUUUCAGAUUUUAAAAAAAAAUCACCAUUAAACACUCUUAAAAAAAUUUAUACAGUCACAAAAAUUGAAUCUUUCAUCAUUAACCCCGUGUUCAGCUAAAGGAAUGCAUCAUCAAUCAUACAUAAAUUAAAUACCAAGACUCGGGCAAUCAUAUCAAACUAUCUUCCAAAACACAUCACAAACUUUUAGCAAAAUCUCUAUGCUCAUUCCAUUAUUCAAACGUGGAAAUCUUAGUAAGGUUAAAAAGGCAAGUCGGAAUCCACAAUCUUUCCUUUCCAAAACAUUCAAUACAAUGUAACAGUAUAAAACUAGCAACCACAUAGAAGAAGAAAAAAACAACAUAGCUCUCACAUUUAAACAAAUAUGGCAAAUCCCAACAAUCUCUCUCGCUUAGAAUCACUACCACGAGACUUGGUUGUGGAAAUACUUUAACGCGUUGCCUCUUCGUCCCGCGAAGCUAUCAGAAACUGUCUGACCGUAUCAAAAACGAUCUCAUCAGCUGUUGAAGAUGAUCGUAUCUACAAAAAUAUACAGACAACUCGCGCGUAGCGCGGACACACCCCUAAUAUUUUAGAUUAUACGGUUAAGAUGUAUAGAUCUAUGUUUAAAUUGUAAACUUGGUUUAUUCGAUAUGUUAUACGGUUAAGAUGUAUAAAUAUAUAUUUAAAGAGUAAACCUAGUUUAUUUA